CUGCGGUCCAUUAGGUGGCAGUAGGUGACCAUAUCUCAGAGCGGCGCCUCAGAGCCUGUAGAAGAAGGAGGAGCGCUGUCAUGGCGGCCAAGGUGGUGAUGGUGGCCGUCCCGACGGUGAUCGGCAUAGCCUCCAUCCGGGUGUAUAGAGUAAGUGAAGUCCCAGCUGAUGGACUGGUUACUCGAGAAAAGCUGAACAUCUACACCCCGCUGCCACAGUCUGCUCAGGUCCAGUUUGUGCCAGAGAGUCCGGGUGUUAUUCAGAGUGGGUUAACGACAGCGAGAGAGGGCAUACUGCCAUUUGUCCAGGCUAUUAAGGGUGCCUGUGUCUCUGUGAAGACAACAAGUGUUAAUCUAUAUCAUGCAGGAGAGGAUGUGUACUAUUACUUGAAAGAUCCACCACCGGGUUUCCUACCCAGAUUUGGCACCAUCACCAUGGCUGGCCUGCUUGGCAUGUUCUUGACACGGAAAGGCUCUCAAUUCAAGAGGUUAGCUGUUCCGCUGGGCCUGAUGAGUGCAGGAGCGUCUGUGUGUUACCCAGCUCAAACGGUGGCUGUGUUUAAGGUGACAGGUAAGAAGGUGUAUGCUGUGGGGCAGUGGAGCAGCGCUGCAGUGUCUUCCCUCCUCACCCCCAAACCUCAGGAGCCUGUCGCCAAAGAAGUUCCUGCUUUACAUCCAGAGACAGCUCCUGUGCCAAAUCCAGAGUCUGCAGUAGCUGAGGAGCCCAGCUCCACCAGAGACAGCUCAAUCCCAGAGAAAGAGGUGGAAUCAGCAGAGUCUGUGCCUUUCUCUGAUGAGCCUGCUGUCGCUGUCAGAACAGAGGAAGUGUCAUCAGUAACACUUACAGAGACAUCCCCUGACCAGACCCCCACGGACACCAACACAGAUCUAGUGCCACAUUCAGUGCCGGCAGAGACAGAGGUCACAACAACCUCUGAGGAAAUAUCUGCACCCGUUGAAAGUAAGGAGCCCUCAGACACCAAACAAGCACCGGUUGAGUCCACGCCAAGCUUAGAACCGGACACAGUAGAGUCUGCUCCACUUGAGGUUGUCCCAGUGGAGGCUGUUCCAGUGGAGGUUGCACCAGUUGAGUCUGCUCCAGUUGAGGUUGCCCCAGUGGAGGCUGCUCCAGUGGAGGCUGCUCCAGUGGAGGUUGCACCAGUGGAGGCUGCUCCAGUUGAGUCUGCUCCAGUGGAGGCUGCUCCAGUGGAGGCCACUCUAGUUGAGGCUGCCUCAGCUGAGGCUGCUCCAGUGGAGGCAGUUCAAGUGGAGGCCACUCUAGUUGAGGCUGCCCCAGUAGAGGCUGCUCCAGCUGAGGCUCCAGAAGUGGAGUCCGUUCCUUCCUCUGAAGCCCCACUUGCUCCAAACGCGUCAGACGAGCCAGCAGAGCCAGUUGUUGAAUCAGCUGAGCCCGAACCUGCUGCUCAACCUGAGUUAACUGACCCACUACAAGCUGCUGCUGAGGAGACACCAACCCCGACACUCACACCAUCACCUCCUCAACAGCCUGCAGCAGAAAACAACAAAGAUAUGGUGCAUUUCUCCUCUUGUCCUCCAGGGGGCUCCGGUUUCAAGCCAGACCCUUCUCUCAUGGACUUUGGUCAGUCCAGCCCUGAGGAUGAAGACCUGUACAGCACACGCAGCUGAGACACCACAGCCAUCCGUGGGAGAAACCUCAUUCCCACGCUGCCAUCUCGUAUCUCAGUCAGAUACACCAACACUUUGUAUCAUUACGCAGUGUAAAUAGGCCAUUUUGCAAGCAAGCAGAGUCUUUCAUCAAUAUUUCCAUUCGCGUUUCUUUGGCCCACGUCAUUUAUAUUUCCACACAAAAGGUCCAGGUGCAUUUGCUUUGUAGCAGCAGAGCAGCAAAUUCCUGUACACAGAGCUGAGUCGGCUUGCAUAGAAGGAGAGAAAUGCGGGAAAAAAAAUAACACCCACAACUGUUUACAAGUCUUUUAAUUCACAGAUGGCAGAUUGUGAAAAUUUUCUCUCUGUAUGUGUCAUUUAACAAUUAUUGGCUUUUUGGGCGACAGCUUUCACAGUCAUGAGUGCAUGGUGCUUUUAUUUAUUGUAAUUUAGCCCACUGUGUUGGUAUGCUGAAAAGACUGCACAUGUGCUGGUGAUGGUUACAAGAUGGACCAGUGCUGCUCCAUUUGAUCACAUCGCAAAUUGUCCUCAGUUGUUUAGAACCAAAAAUAAAUCUAUAUUUUUCAUGG
Molecule: messenger RNA, 2215 nt
Organism: Epinephelus fuscoguttatus (brown-marbled grouper)
Lineage: Eukaryota; Metazoa; Chordata; Actinopteri; Perciformes; Serranidae
Gene: apool
Product: apolipoprotein O-like
Exons: 11
Coding region: 81-1646 (521 amino acids)
Biological process (GO): cristae formation
Cellular component (GO): MICOS complex
Source: RefSeq, a predicted model, not a curated record